This is a messenger RNA of Histoplasma mississippiense, 594 nucleotides long. RefSeq lists its product with no specific name. The record is from RefSeq and is a predicted model, not a curated record. The transcript has a single exon. Bases 1 to 594 code for a protein of 197 amino acids. Lineage: Eukaryota; Fungi; Ascomycota; Eurotiomycetes; Onygenales; Ajellomycetaceae.
AUGGACGCACGACAUCAUCCCUUUGAUGUGCUCUUCGGCUCAUUGCUGGGUAUUUUAUGUGGCUACGUCGCCUAUCGCCAAUAUUUCCCUCCCCAUUCAGAACCUUGGAGGAAAGGCCGUGCGUACCCAAUUCGAACCUGGGGUACCGAUCCCACUGCUCCCUCCCGCUCCCGGUUUGAUAUGGGAGGAUCCAAUGAUUCGGUAGCGCCGCUGCGGCGUACAGAUGAUUUAGAGUAUCAAGCUACCUCCACGGGUCAAGACGAUGAAUUCACGCGAAAACCCCCACCUGUUCGCCGGAUGUCUAGCGACCGGAUAUCUUCUGCAGACCCUUACCUGCGGCGAAGACAGGAACUGGAGCGAGAAUAUUCGUCGAGCGGUGACUCCGCUGGAGUCGCGUUUGAAAUGCAACCGGGUUCUGGGAGCCGGUCGCAUCGCAGCGAGUCCACAACCUACGUAAAUACCCCAUAUAAACCGCCACAAACGAGCUACCAGCCAUACCCAGGACGAACCGCAUCGCCAGCUGCACCGUCCACUCCGCCGCUCCCGACUAGCAGUGGACACCCCAGCUCCCAUGUCGAGCCACCGAAAAGUUGA